Eimeria acervulina is the source of this 1303-nucleotide messenger RNA. RefSeq names its product ABC transporter, putative. The record is from RefSeq and is a predicted model, not a curated record. Lineage: Eukaryota; Apicomplexa; Conoidasida; Eucoccidiorida; Eimeriidae. Gene Ontology annotation, molecular function: ATP hydrolysis activity; ATP binding. The annotation marks the transcript as partial. The transcript has 3 exons.
AUGUUCAUCUGUUCGCACAUCUCCAAGUGCUUCCAGCUGCUGCUGCUGCUGCUGCUGCAGCUGCAGCAGGCUCCGCCUGCUGCCUCUUUCGUUGUGUGCUCUCCUGGACAUCCUCAUAAUGCAGCAGCAGCAGCAGCAGCAGCAGUAGCUGGUGCAGCAAGAGCUGCAGCAGCAGCAGCUUCUUUAGCUGAUGGAGGCCUUUAUUCUUUUUCUUCUUCUUUUUCUUCAUUUGCUUCAAAGCGCUGCGGUGUACUCACACCUCCGCUGCAGCGACAUGCAGCAGCAUUCGUAGGCUUGCCUCUAUCUGCUGCUAUUCAGCAGCAGCAGCAGCAGCAGCAGCAGAGGGCUUCUCUGUCUUCUCUUGCCGCCAAACCCUCUACAGCUGCAAAUUCAGACGCAGCAAACCCAAACAAACAGCAGCAGCAGCAGCAGCAGCAUGAAGAGCAGCAGCAGCAGCAGAAGCUUGAGGCCCUGGAGAUCCUUCCACCGCCUUCCAGCAGCAGCAGCAGCAACAGCAACAGCAGCAACACCAACACCAACAACAACAACAGCAGCAGCAAGAGCAGCAGCAGCAAGAUCAGCAGCAGCAGCAGCAAGAACAGCAGCAGCAGCAGCAAGAGCAGCAGCAGCAUGCGUUUAUCUUUAUUGCGUGAUAUAUCUGGGGGGUAUGUUUUAGAUAAGAAGAGUGCAGAUAAAGAACAACAAGACGACGACGAAGAUAUAUUAUUAUCUGUAUCAGACUUAGAAGCUGUAGCAGCUGAAGACAAUGAGAAGAUAUUAAAAGGGAUCAAUUUAGAUAUUAAACAAAAUGAAGUGCAUGCAGUCAUGGGUAGAAACGGCUCUGGUAAAUCAACAUUAAGCAAAGUAUUAGCCGGAUCUCCUUCUUAUAAAAUAACGAAGGGGACAGCAAAGUUUAAAGGGUUUGAUCUGGCGAAGAUGAGCGUAGAUAAGAUAUCUUUACUAGGGGUCUUUCUUUCUUUUCAGUACCCAAUAGAGAUCCCUAUGCUGUCUACAUUUAAUAUGCUUAAAGCAGCAAUUAACGAGAGAAGAAGGGCUAAUGAAGAAGAUGAUAUCACAGAUGCAGAGCUUGAGGAAACUCUUAAACCACUUGCACAAUUGGUGGAUUUGCCUUAUUCUUUUUUACAUCGGCCUUUGAACUACGGGUUUAGCGGCGGAGAGAAGAAAAGAAACGAAAUUGUGCAGAUGUUAGCGCUCAAACCUUCUUUAGUUUUGCUUGAUGAAGUAGACUCAGGGCUUGAUGUUGACGCAUUUAAUAUUGUUGCAAAAGCUAUCAAACAAUAUG